UCGUCGUCAGUCGGUCUUCCUAGAGAGGCUCUUAAGCUCGUUUCGCGCUCAUAUUUAAUGAUUCAUCUCCCGCCACGACGACUAUAUAAGCUCUCAGAAGCGGUAUCACUCACUCUCGCAGCAAUCACUCGCAGCUCUCGAAAUCCCUAGAAGUUCUUCUUCUUCUUCUUCUUCAUCUUCAUCUUCAUCCCCCAAAUGCUGCAGCAACCGCCAUGGAUGAAGCUCCGGCGAAGUGGAACGUCACCUUCACGAAGCACCUCAAGCAGAAGCGCAAGGUCUACCGCGACGGCUUCCUCUCUCUCCACUCCUCCGCCGGCAAGGUAAUGCUGUAUGAUGACAGCGAGCAGCUGUUGGAAUGCAGGAUUUUGAAGAAUGAUGAAGUUGUUAGCUCCGGUGAGACACUGACGUUCAACGCUUAUUUGGUUGAUGUUGGAGAGCCUGAAGGAGGGCAAAAGCCUCCCGAUGAUACUUACACUCGCAGCCGAGAAAAUAAAGUUCUUAAGCAAACAAAUUUGCUUCACAGAAAGAAGUUCGUCAACAUAUCUGAUUGCGCCGGAGAUGAGAAGACCAAAGUGGAGAAGGAUAAACAGCAGGCAAUCGGCCUAAGCCCAUCGCAGAAAAUUAUUAGAGAAUUCAAGAAGAAUGAAAUGAACAAGUACGGUAUAUUGCAGGCGAGUCCGAACUCAAGGACUUCGAGUAUGGCAGAUUGGCACACCUUGUAUACAACACACUUAACUCAAAAGUCGAAGAAAUAUCAUGAUGGCUUCUUACGUUGUAUGAGCAGUGGAUCUAUGACUAGGCAGGUUUUCUUGUAUGAUAUGAGCUGGAAACUUUUAGAUAGUAGGUUCCUGAACAAAGCUGAAGAAGUAAGCCCUGGGGAGAUGAUGGAAUUUCCUGGUCAUUUGGUUGAAGUUGGCAACAGUGAAGCAAACCAUGAAUCUUUAAGGGAUCUUAAUGCAUGUGGAAACAGCAUCAAUUCUCUUCACAAAUUAAAUAUGCAAAAGCAGCAGCAUAAUGUUACUACCGUUAAAUCUGCUGUAAAAAGUACUCUUUCAGAAGAAAAAAAUGGUCAGAUGCAUCAGAAUGGGGCAAAGGAGAGCAUAUUUGAUGCUGGAAACUCAAGUGUAACAGAAUGGCAGGUUUUGUACACGACACAAGUAACUCAAAAGGCCAAGAAAUACCAUGAUGGUUUUUUGCAGCUUGAAGUUCGCGGAUCCCUAGGGAGGCAGGUCACACUGUAUGAUGCUAGCAGGAAAGUCUUGGUGAAUAAAUUUCUUAGGAAAGACGAAGUGCUGGGAACUGGAAAAUCACUGGUAUUCGAUUCUCACUUAGUUGAUAUUGAGGAACAUGUAGUAGAAGAAAAGGUGCCGAUGGGUUUGAAUGAUCGUGAACCAUGUUGCGCCGCUGGAGAGAUGUGGAAAGGCCAUGGGGAGGGGAAUGGUGUUAAAGUUGAUCAAUCCAUCCUGGGAGUACUCUGGGGAAAACAUGGAGACAAAACUCCAGGGAAGGUCCAUCCAGCGAGAGAAUUAGAUUCAAACAGUGGAAUAUCUGGUAUGAAAAGCACAGAUUGCAUCAAGAGAGUUCCCGAGACCAAGCCUCUACGUAAUGCCUAUCAAAUAUUAUCUGUCCUCCGAAAACCAUUAGAUCAAGUUGCCAUUGCGGAAAAUUCACGUGAGAGGGAGGCAACUUUUGCUUCACUAACAAAGGAGCUUCAGCAUUCAAAUAAUUCUUAUGAUGGUGCUCAAAGACAAAGAGCGCCAGCUGCUAAACUAGCUUCAGUGGAGAAUGUGGACACUGGAAAUUUAACUGAUACCACUGGCAAUGAAAAGUUGCCUGGUCUCAUGAAGUCUAAAGACUCGGCCUCUGAUUUCAAUGAAUUUUACUCUACGGUGGACUUUGGAAUUGGCCACUCACAGCCUUCUCACGAGCCAGCUGACCCCAAAUGCUGUGGCAACAAUCUAGCUUCAGAAGCUUCUCUUUCAUGCGGUUCUCAUGGUGAUGCUGAUGAUGAAAAGACAACCCCCGAAGGAGAUAGGGAUCCAUUGAAAGUGAAGGCCGAGUGUCCAAGUUUUGAUCUUGGAUUUUGAACCAUGAUCAUUGCUCAGUCAACUAUAUUGCUACUGUCAAGAAUCUGGAUGGAGUGCUCAAGAAUCUCGUGCCUAUCACACGUGAAAUAUGUACAGUCGAGCUCUGGUUU
Messenger RNA from Syzygium oleosum, 2197 nucleotides. RefSeq lists its product as uncharacterized. The transcript is spliced from 13 exons. Bases 213 to 2087 code for a protein of 624 amino acids. The record is from RefSeq and is a predicted model, not a curated record. Gene Ontology annotation, biological process: double-strand break repair. NCBI's taxonomy places the organism in Eukaryota, Viridiplantae, Streptophyta, Magnoliopsida, Myrtales, Myrtaceae. Gene Ontology annotation, cellular component: site of double-strand break; nucleus.